Molecule: messenger RNA, 1648 nt
Organism: Chinchilla lanigera (long-tailed chinchilla)
Lineage: Eukaryota; Metazoa; Chordata; Mammalia; Rodentia; Chinchillidae
Gene: Fscn2
Product: fascin actin-bundling protein 2, retinal
Exons: 5
Coding region: 1-1479 (492 amino acids)
Biological process (GO): establishment or maintenance of cell polarity; cell migration; actin filament bundle assembly
Cellular component (GO): actin cytoskeleton; cytoplasm
Molecular function (GO): protein-macromolecule adaptor activity; actin filament binding
Source: RefSeq, a predicted model, not a curated record
AUGCCGACCAAUGGCCUGCACCAGGUGCUGAAGAUCCAGUUUGGUCUUGUCAAUGACACUGACCGUUACCUAACAGCUGAGAGCUUUGGCUUCAAGGUCAAUGCCUCAGCUCCCAGCCUCAAGAGGAAGCAGGUGUGGGUGCUGGAGCCUGACCCCGGGCAGGGCACGGCAGUGCUGUUCCGCAGCAGCCAUCUGGGCCGCUACCUGUCAGCAGAGGAGGACGGGCGUGUGGCCUGUGAGGCAGAGCAGCCAGGCCGCGACUGCCGCUUCUUGGUCCUGCCACAACCUGACGGGCGCUGGGUGCUGCAGUCGGAGCCACACGGCCGCUUCUUUGGUGGCACUGAGGACCGGUUAUCCUGCUUUGCCACGGCCAUCUCUCCUGCAGAGCUGUGGACUGUGCACCUGGCCAUCCACCCACAGGCCCACCUGCUGAGUGUCAGCCGGCGGCGCUAUGUGCACCUGUGCCCACAGGAGGACGAGAUGGCAGCAGAUGGGGACAUGCCAUGGGGUGUGGAUGCAUUGCUCACUCUCAUCUUCCAAAGCCGGCGAUACUGCCUCAGGUCCUGUGACAGCCGCUACCUGCGCAGUGAUGGCCGCUUGGUGUGGGAACCCGAGGCCCACGCGUGCUACACACUGGAAUUCAAGGCGGGCAAGCUGGCCUUCAAGGACUGUGACGGCCGCUACCUGGCACCUGUGGGACCUGCAGGCACACUCAAGGCCGGCCGCAACACACGGCCUGGCAAGGAUGAGCUCUUCGAUCUGGAGGAGAGUCACCCACAGGUGGUACUGGUGGCCGCCAACCGCCGCUACGUUUCUGUGAGGCAAGGCAUCAAUGUUUCAGCCAAUCAGGACGAGGAGCUGGACCACGAGACCUUCCUGAUGCAAAUUGACCAGGAGACAAAGAAGUGUACCUUCUACUCCAGCACUGGGGGCUACUGGACCCUAGUCGCCCACGGAGGCAUUCAGGCCACAGCCACGCAAGUAUCUGCCAACACCAUGUUUGAGGUAGAAUGGCGUGGCCGGCGGGUGGCACUCAAAGCCAGCAAUGGGCGCUAUGUGUGCAUGAAGAAGAAUGGGCAGCUAGCAGCCAUCAGUGAUUUUGUGGGUGAGGAUGAGGAGUUUGUCCUCAAGCUCAUCAACCGGCCCAUCCUGGUGCUGCGUGGCUUGGAUGGCUUUGUCUGCCACCGGCGCGGCUCCAACCAGCUGGACACCAACCGGUCGGCGUACGACGUCUUCCACCUGAGCUUCAGCGAUGGUGCCUAUCAGAUUCGAGGCCGUGGUGGCGGGUUCUGGUACACAGGCAGCCAUGGAACCGUGUGCAGUGAUGGUGAGCGCGCUGAGGACUUCCUCUUUGAGUUUCGCGAACGUGGCCGCCUGGCCAUCCGAGCCCGAAGCGGCAAGUACCUGCGUGGUGGGGCUUCAGGACUGCUGCGCGCUGACGCCGAUGUGCCUGCUGGGGUGGCACUCUGGGAGUACUGAGGACCAGCACCAAGUACAAUUUGGGGUACAGGGUCCACCAGCCCUGAAUUAAACUGUGUUUAUGGCACAGGCUACUGAAGCUCUGGGCACUGCUUGGGGCUGAGGGGAACCCCUGCAGGCUCAGUCCUGGGACCCCUGUCCUAGAGAGCCCCAAGGAGAAAGCCCCCUC